UUCAUCGAUUUGCUGACUGCGGCUCUCCUGGACUCAACUACUGGAACUUAUGCUGCCGCACCAUCGAAUUUCUUGGACAGGGAAUGCGAUGCUAUCUACGUUGCCAGGUUGGCUGAUUUGCCACCAAUCAUUCUGGAAUUUCAGGCGAGGGUGGACCUGGAAUUUAUACAUCGUGCCUUCUGCUAUUGCAUGGAGGUCUACAAAAGAUACAACGUUCUCCCAAUCGUCUUGGUGAUACAUACGGGUGAGAUAGACCGGUCUUUCCUGGUGGAAAAAUUCAAGACAACCGAAAAGUGGCCGUAUAUGCUGGAAAUGGAGUGCUCGUUUGUGGCGGAGCGUUUUUAUUUGUUGACAAAAGACAGCAUCAUGGAUUUGGUCGAUUCAGACGAACCACUGCCUCCUCUCGUUGCCGCUGCCCAUUUUUUCAUAUCUCGUUCACCCAGUAUCAUUGGAAACUCUCGAUGGGACGACGAGUAUAUCAAGUUUAUGUAUCGGUUAUGCAUGAAAUUUGCCAAGCAAGACGGCAUACAUGAAGCUACUCGCUUGGAGAAGUUGAAGCGGGUAUGCAUGGAUACCUACGAUCAGUUCGAAAAAAUA
Radiomyces spectabilis is the source of this 597-nucleotide messenger RNA. RefSeq lists its product as uncharacterized. The annotation marks the transcript as partial. NCBI's taxonomy places the organism in Eukaryota, Fungi, Mucoromycota, Mucoromycetes, Mucorales, Radiomycetaceae. The record is from RefSeq and is a predicted model, not a curated record. The transcript has a single exon.